CCGGUUGCAGACAUCGGGUCAUCGCUGUUUGCCUCUCCAUCCUCUUCCAUUCUCAUCAUAGUUGUGUCAUCGCUGAAUUCAUAAUCGUCCGACAUUGUUUGUUUUUGUUAAAGUUGUCGAUGAACUCUGUCAGAAUUCCCAGGAGAAGCUAAGCUAGCUGGCUUGAUGACAGCUAAUGCUAAGCUAAUAUGUUUUUGUUACUCUGGAGGUAAAAUAGAGUAAUAUAUUUAGUUCGUCCAAGUUAAUUAAAAUUUUAAAUAAGUUUACAUAUCGGGAAAAACUGUUGUCAUAAAUGCAAAUUGAGUUUAAGCUGCUACGAUAAAAGGCGUUACUUGUGAGCGUCGUUUUGUUUUCAUCGCAGCCUCUUUUCGUUUGCCUCUUCUUUGCGUGUUUUUUUUCCAGCAGUAUGACGCUCAGUGGCGCCCCCUCUGAGCCGCAGCAUGAACUGACAGCUCUGAACAUGUGUGGCUCUUUCAGUCAAGUCAGUGUUAGCUGCGAGUUGAUGGCAAAGCACAGCUAGCUAGUGGCUAACAACUAACCAGGUGGUACAUCUGUUAGCGUGUGGAUAACCUUUGCUCUGCUUCACCUGUCCCGGGGUUAGAGAUCCAGUGAGGAGCGACUACUUUAACACUGUGGUGAAGCUAAUUAUAAUCUAGCGUCAGCUAACAAGCUGCAGACUCUCCUAAAAAAUGGCUACUGUUUCAAUUCCUGCAUGUACCAGUACACUCCUGCUUGAUAUCGAAGGGACAACAACACCAAUCACAUUUGUAAAGGAUAUCUUAUUUCCAUACAUCAGGGAGCAUCUCGAGGAGUACUUAUCAACUCACUGGGAGGAAGACGAGUGCAAACAAGAUGUUCAUCUCCUAAAGAAACAGAUUGAAGAGGACAUGAGGCAGCACCGGUCGUGCCCCGUCCACACCGUGGACCAGACGGUGCACACAGAUGAGGAGAAGGCUAUUAGGGAGGUAAUGGAUAAUGUGCUCUGGCAGAUGGCGGCAGACAGGAAGUCGACAGCACUCAAACAGUUACAGGGCCACAUGUGGAGGUCAGCAUAUUCUUCUGGGAGAAUCAAAGGCGAGAUCUACCAGGAUGUAAUUCCAUCACUGAAAAGAUGGAGAGAUCAAGGACUAAAAGUGUACAUUUACUCCUCUGGAAGCGUGGAGGCACAGAAACUUCUGUUUGGAUACUCUGUGGAAGGAGACGUUUUAGAUUUAUUAGAUGGUCACUUUGACACCAGUAUAGGACCUAAAGUGGACAGUAAAAGCUACGAGAGAAUUGCUGAGAGGAUUGGCUGUCAACCAGAGGAUAUCACAUUCUUGACUGACGUCACUCGAGAGGCCAAAGCAGCUGAGGAAAUGGGGAUGAACGUGGUGGUGGUGGUCAGGCCCGGGAACAUGGAGCUGACGGAUGACGAGCGUUCCCACUAUAACCUCGUUACAUCCUUUAGCCAACUGGAAGUGACGGGACGUGUUUAACACAGAGCGAGGAGGAAGACUUUGUUUCAUAAUGACCUGUUCUUUCUCUUCUUUGCCCUCCCAGCCCCAUCACCUCUGUCCUUUUUGCAACUCUAAUGUUUUUGUUUGUUCCGCGUUGACAGUUCAAAGGGUGUAGGAGAAGCUGCUGGGACUCCCUUUAGAGGUCCCGGCCUUAAGGAGUCAAUCUACCCCGGUCUAUAAGGGUGCCUUUCAAGCGUAUGGAGACUUAUCUAUGGAGAGUUAUAGUAACAUCACUCUCAUUGGACCUUUUGAUUGACUGGGAAGAAAAGAAAAGCUGUAAAAUGAAGCCUGUAGGAAACUGCACACAUGACCUUUUUACCUUUUUAACCAUGCUCGGUUGGUAAACCUCUCCAAUGUUAAUGAAACUUUCCAACUGUUUGUGUCGUGUUUGUCACCGUUUUUGUAAACAUUUUCCAUCCAUGUGCCGCCCCCCCCCCCACUUCACAUACACACGUGUUGCAGAUGUAUGAAGUUUUACCCAUUGAUUGACCCGUUAAGCGUUGUAAUGUUUUAGGAAGUGGAACUACAGUGUAGAUGCACUCAGCAGUGGUGCUGCUCACGGGAAGUUCUCAGUUCAAACUUUGUCUUAACUAGUCCCCUCGCAGGUGAACGGUGAUCUGUUUAACUGUGCCAUCCUCGUAAUGUUGGUGUUGGAAAGUCACCUUUUGCAAGUUGCCAAAUUGAUGAUUUAUGUGCGUGAAACAUAAUUGGUGUUAUUCAGGAAAUCUUAACAUGCUUCCAAUAAAUGCCUUGUAUCACACAGA
Messenger RNA from Eleginops maclovinus (Patagonian blennie), 2260 nucleotides. RefSeq names its product enolase-phosphatase 1 (gene enoph1). NCBI's taxonomy places the organism in Eukaryota, Metazoa, Chordata, Actinopteri, Perciformes, Eleginopidae. The record is from RefSeq and is a predicted model, not a curated record. The transcript has 6 exons. Gene Ontology annotation, molecular function: acireductone synthase activity; magnesium ion binding. Bases 690 to 1475 code for a protein of 261 amino acids.